GCAGACUGAGCAUUUUUGUCCCUCCUGGCUUUCCGUAGUCARUGGGAGGAUACAAACAUUUCUGUCCGUCUCUUUCAUCAGGCGUCCUUUUAUGACAAAAACAAUAAUUACUGGACAAUCAAGAUGUCAGGUUCUGCCGACUUCCGGUCUGUUUUUGACUUGUUCUCAAAAGAAGAGGCUUCUGAGCUGAGAGAGGUGAACCCUGUCUUGAAAGAAGCUUUAACCUCUGACCCAGCACCAGACCGUGUAGAAGACAAAGGUCCAGAUGAUGACCAGAGGAGAGAGGCCCAUUUGCACAGAGAUGUGUCAAAUAAGUUGGUUUGCUCAGCCUGCCAGUGUCCCUUUAAUAAUCGCGAGGAACAGAGAGAGCACUACAAGCUUGACUGGCAUCGGUUCAACUUAAGACAAAAGAUGUCAGGAGUGCCUCCCCUCACAGCAGAAGAGUUUGAGAAGAAGACUGGAGCAGGAGACCUGUCCAGCAUCUCGGGCUCAGAAUCUGAUUCAGAGCAGGAGGACUGGGAUAGUGACAGUGGGGCAACGAGAGGUCAUCUCACCAGCACUGAUAAUGAGAGAUCCUCUGAAUCUCGUUUAAUUUCUGGUCGACUCUCCAGCAAAGUGUUUUUUCAAAACUCUGCUGGAGAGUAUCUGAUGGUCCAUCGAUGCAUUCUGUUCAGAAAGUCCGAGGAAGAGUCUGAUCCAGUUUCCUCCUUGAAGUCCAUAAAUCAAAAGACUAUGUGGGUCAUUCUCAUGACAGGAGGAGGCCACUUUGCAGGUGCUGUGUUUGAAGGAAAACAAGUCGUCCAUCACAAGACUUUCCACCGAUACACGGUGCGCGCAAAGAGAGGCACGGCUCAGGGGCUUCGAGAUUCCCAGAACCGCASUCACAUGCCCAAAUCUGCAGGAGCGGCUCUGAGGCGGUACAACGAGGCAGCGCUCGUUAAGGAUAUUCAAGAUCUUCUGCUCUCCUGGGCAGAACACUUGAACAAAGCCUCUGCAGUCUUUGUGCGAGCCCCUAGCUACAACAAAACCAUCUUUACUGGUGGCCGUGGGGGGCCCCUUGGUAAAAACGAUCCCCGAAUCCGUCCCAUUCCUUUCSCCACGCGCAGAGCUACGUUUCGAGAGGUGCAGCGGGUACACGAGCUCCUCUCUACUGUUCACGUGUAUGGGAAGGACACAGACAUGUCUGCAGUUUGUAGUCCGUCCAAGAAGACGUGGAAAAGCAACGUCAAACCUGCAGCACAAAAGGCCUUGGAUCAGGAGGAAGGUUCAUUGCUGGCACCAGCAGAAGAAAACCAGGAAAGCUCAGACGAGGAGGGCAGGGAGGUCCAGCUGGAGAUGGUGGAGCUCAUGUUAGGAACCCUCGGCCUCAGGGAGUCUGAAAUUUAUCCCCCCAGGCACAAGAGAAGGAGGCGGAGAAAGAAGGAGAGCGCCGAACGAAAAAACGAAGAAAAGAAUAAYGAACAAGCUGAUGGCCAAGACGCAGCACCAGCAGAAGACGACGCUCAUCAACAGAUGCAAUUUUUAGAAAAGGAUAAGAGUAAAGCACGGACUAAUAAAGAAGAUGAGCUUUCUGUGUCUCUAGUUGACUCGUGUGAGUUUGGCCUGAGGGAUGAGAUGUUUACAGCAUGCAAAAUUGGAGAUGUAGGUGCUCUCUGUAGUCUCCUUCAGCUAAAUGAGGAAAUGAAGGAGAACUGUGAAGAGAUGGAGAGCAGUCCUCCUGUGUUUCCAAGUCCUUUAAGCCUCCUCAAUAAGCCCAUAGACUCAGCAGGCUUCACCUUGCUCCACGUCGCUGCAGCCGCUGCUCAAAAGGCUGUCGUCAGGCUGCUCCUCGACGCAGGAGCCGAUCCCGCCUGCAGGGAUAACAAAGGCCAGACACCGUAYGUUGUCGCCCCCGACAAAGACACAAGGAGCGUCUUUCGUAAAUACAUGGGCGAGAAUCCUGAAAAGUACGACUACAGCAAGGCACAGAUCCCCGGGCCGCUCACGGCAGAGAUUGAAUCCAAAAAGGCAGAGAAGAAAAAAGCCCAGAGGGCUCAGAGAAAACAGAAAGAGAAAGAGCAGAAGGAGGAGAAGAUGAAACGGGAGGUGGAAGAAGAAGAGAAGAGGAAGUUUGCAUCUCUGACAGACCGAGAAAAGAGAGCUUUGGCAGCAGAGAGGAGGCUGGCAGAGCAAGUAGCUGCAACAGGAGUUAGCAUCUCUGAUGUCAAGAGGUGCUGGCUUUGUGGAGAAUCUCUGCUCUCAAAAAUCCCAUUUCACUACCUGGAGUUUUCAUUCUGCUCUCCACGCUGUGUUCAAGCACAUCGAAAAGCAAACUUUCCCUCGGGCAAGACCUAGCUUUCCUUUGAAAACCCUUUAAUUAGUAGGAAGCUGCCUCUUCAAAACUACAUGAGGAUUUGGCUAUCUGUGACUGUUUAGCUUUUAUUUCAAUUUAAGUUGGAAAAAAUAUUUCUAAUUAUAUUUAUCAAAUUUUCUGACAGCUGGAUGAAAAAACUAAGUGUAAUAAAAAUCUAUAAUGUAUUUCAAUAUGUGGUGCUAUAACAAAUAAUGAAAGAAAUGAUAAUAAACUUUAUACUUUGCCAAAGGCUCAAUGACAA
This is a messenger RNA of Austrofundulus limnaeus, 2594 nucleotides long. RefSeq names its product ankyrin repeat and zinc finger peptidyl tRNA hydrolase 1 (gene ankzf1). The record is from RefSeq and is a predicted model, not a curated record. The transcript has 16 exons. Gene Ontology annotation, biological process: ERAD pathway. Bases 124 to 2334 code for a protein of 736 amino acids. Gene Ontology annotation, molecular function: protein binding. NCBI's taxonomy places the organism in Eukaryota, Metazoa, Chordata, Actinopteri, Cyprinodontiformes, Rivulidae.